UAAUAACAUCCAAUAUGGCGCACUGCUUGAUGGAGACAAGAUGAUGGUGUACGUGGUGUAAAUCAGAUUCAACAUAGUACUGGUACAUGUAAGUCUAACUGGAGCAAUACUGCAGCAACUCAACAUGUCUUCCACUAUCAGUAAAGAGUUUGUUGAUAAGAAGCUGUCUACUCUCCCCAUAGUCCCCUCAGAGUGGGAUGUUGGAAGGGGGCAUUACUACCAGCUUGACCUACGCAUGUGCCAGAUACAGCGGAUCAAGUGGGGAUUUAAUUGGGGAGAUGAGAGCAAACCACUUCCAAGGAUAGCUACUAUCACUGAGCAACCCUCCAGAAUCCUCAAAGCAGAUUUUUCUUUGAAUGAGCUGCAAAAUCUUGAUUAUGAAGCAUUAUACCCACUGAAACACCUGCGAGUAUUGGAUGCAUCACUAAAUAGGAUUCAGAGAUUUGAAUCCAUAGAGGUGCUAUCUCAUCUACAGACACUGAAUCUUUCUCACAACUUUAUCAAGCGUUUGGAUGGCCUUGAAAGAAGCUACAACCUGACUGAGUUGAACCUGGGCAUGAAUGAGAUAGAGGAUAUUUCCAUGAUGCCCACCUUGACCAAUCUGACUGUAUUAUAUCUUAAUAAUAAUAAGCUCAAGUCUUUGGAUGGAGUACAAGGCUUGGCUAGGCUGAGAGAGCUGUAUGUACAGAGGAAUCAAAUUGUUGAUCUUGUUCCAUUGUUGAGCUCCAGAAACCUGAUAAUCCUGAAUGCUGCAGACAACCAUAUCUCUGCCCUGCAGACCACAGGGGAGGUGCUGAGACAUCUGCACAAGUUACAGUCUAUAACUUUACAUGGCAAUCCAAUUGAAAGGGAGAACCUGUAUCAGGCUGCUAUACUUGAUGCCUCACAAGUCAUGGUGCUGGACAAUAUCAGUGUCAGAAAUCCACCUAGGAUAGAGGUUGUCAAACAAGGUCUAGUGGACGUGACAAACGUCAACGUUCAUGAGAAGACCAUGUUCGGGGACUGGCGUGGCUCGGGAAAGAAACGCAGCACCCUGGCUAUCGAUGGUAACUGGAGAUAUAUAUACGUGUAUAUCCAAACUGGCCCUCUCAGUGAGAAGGUUGUCAAACAAGGUCUAGUGGACGUGACAAACGUCAACGUUCAUGAGAAGACCAUGUUCGUGGCCAGGCGUGGCUCGGGAAAGAAACGCAGCACCCUGGCUAUCGAUGGUAACUGGAGAUAUAUAUACGUGUAUAUCCAAACUGGCCCUCUCCGUGAGAAGGUUGUCAAACAAGGUCUAGUGGACGUGACAAACGUCAACGUUCAUGAGAAGACCGUGUUCGUGGCCUGGCGUGGCUCGGGAAAGAAACGCAGCACCCUGGCUAUCGAUGGUAACUGGAGAUAUAUAUAUAUACGUGUAUAUCCAAACUGGCCCUCUCCGUGA
Lingula anatina is the source of this 1423-nucleotide messenger RNA. RefSeq lists its product as uncharacterized. Gene Ontology annotation, molecular function: protein binding. Lineage: Eukaryota; Metazoa; Brachiopoda; Lingulata; Lingulida; Lingulidae. The record is from RefSeq and is a predicted model, not a curated record.